Molecule: messenger RNA, 2233 nt
Organism: Alternaria rosae
Lineage: Eukaryota; Fungi; Ascomycota; Dothideomycetes; Pleosporales; Pleosporaceae
Exons: 1
Coding region: 280-1845 (521 amino acids)
Molecular function (GO): N,N-dimethylaniline monooxygenase activity; NADP binding; flavin adenine dinucleotide binding
Source: RefSeq, a predicted model, not a curated record
GUCGAAACCGAGCCAUCCCAGCCUGCGCUGCCGGAAGCAACGUUGCAGCCCAACAACCUUUCACAUGUCAGACCAAUGCGACGGACCCACCCGUGACAUCACAAGUCGUAAUAUGCGAAACACAACAUCCGAAGCUGCACGUUUCCGCAAGGCUCCACGUGAAAAGUUGAACGUCAUGCAAGAUAUCGAGCUCAUGCAUAUCAAGAUGCUGCAGCCAAUUCUCCCAUCUACGUCUCUCCAUCCCCCAUCUCUCAGAAAGUAAUUGAGCCACCCGCUACGAUGGGCUACUUUAUGAGUUACAUCAGCUAUUUUCUCACUCACCCUGUCCUCUUCAUCUACGAGGUCAUACAAUAUGUGCUCGACUUUGUACUCUCGCCAACACCGCCGCCACCACAUCCGAACCUCGUGCGCCCUAAGAUUGCCGUCAUUGGCGCAGGCCUAACAGGAGUUUCUGCUGCAUCGCACAUUGUCGGUCAUGGCUUCGACUGUCGCAUCUUCGAAGCCGGAUCAAAGAAGAAUCUCGGAGGGAUUUGGAGCCGGGUGAACAACACGUCUGGUCUUCAAAUCCAUUCGCUCAUGUAUCGGUUUCACCCGUCCGUGCAUUGGAGCAAAGGAUAUCCGGAUCGCCAGCAGAUUGUUUCACAGAUCAGAUCGCUUUGGGAAAGAUAUGGUCUUGAGAGUAAGACGGAGUUCAACAUGCGUGUUGGAAAGGUGUACAAAGAUCCCCACGGGCGAUGGAUAAUCAACGACCCCUCUCACGGACGAUUCGACGGCGUCAUUGCUGCAAUCGGCACCUGUGGUGAUCCCAAGAUGCCAACGCUUCCCGGCCAAGAGCACUUCAAAGGCGAAAUCUGGCACAGUUCGCAACUCGACGGUAAAGUUGCCGAAGGAAAGAAGGUUGCCAUCAUAGGCGGUGGAGCCUCCGCCGUCGAAGCCCUGGAAUUCGUCGCCAGUGCAGAAGCAGAACACGCCAACGUACUGGCUCGAUCUGAAAAAUGGAUUAUCCCGAGAAACCCUUUUAUCGACAGUCUUCUCGCUCUCAAUAUCUUCGGAAUGGAGACCAUAUUCAGUUGGAUCCCGGAAUACAUCCUCCGUCUCUUCUUCUAUCGCGAUCUCUACGACAUCUCGCCAGCACCCAACAGCGGAAAGGGCCUUCUCACCGAAACACCAAUGGUAAACGAUUCAGUCCUCGACCUCAUCCGCUCAGGUGAAGCAUCAUGGCUCCGCGGCGACAUCAUGGGCUACGACGAGUCUGGCACGGGCAUCAAAUUUAACAAGCGCGCCCAAGGUGUCCCCAAGAAUGGCCCUGGCUCUGAGAAGCUGAUCGAAGCCGACAUCGUCAUCAUGGCGACUGGUUAUAAGCGUCCAAGCCUAGGCUUCCUUCCAGACGAGGUCUUCAACGAGCCAUACGAACCACCGAACUGGUACCUCCAAGUCUUCCCACCGGAACACCCUUCCAUUUGCGCAAACAACUGUACCUAUGUCAACGCGAUCGGAACGGUCGGCAACUACCAUAUUGGCAUCUACACGCGCUUCCUACUCAUGUACCUCGUGGACCCCCUCGCUCGCCCGCGUACUUGGUGGAUGAAGCGCUGGAUCGACAUGACGCGGUUCAUCAAAACCAAGGCUCCUGGCGGCGCUUUCGACUUCUUCACGUACUCUGAACUUAUCUACUGGUUCUUAUUCACCAUCGCAAUCAAUCCGUUCAGGUGGAAGUGGGCGGCUUUUGUGUUGUGUGGUAUUGGCAAGGGACUGCCGUUGAGCGUGGUGGAGCAGGAAGACAGGGCGAGGGAUGGCCUGGGUAUGAGGCAUAUCUUGAGCAAUCAUGAUAACGGGGAGGACUAGAAAUGUAUCGAAGAGCGAUGCAACCGCAGAUAUUGGAUCCGAGAGGUUCUUCUCCUCGACAUAUACGCUCAGGAGAUUGUAAUCAUCGUGCGCAAUAUGGUUUGAUUUGCACCGCUGUCUUGCCGGACGUCUGAUUGCUUCGUUCGUGGUGGUGAUGUCAACCUGACUCCACGGGUCGCAUCAAGGCUCUGCUGUAUCCCUUCUCUUGCAGCAUCUAGAACAUUAUCCAAGCAAACUUUCGGCAUCCAAGGGUGGGAGUGACGUGAUCCCAUGGACCCUUACAUCCGCUCCCCAGCUUCUUCAAAUCCACAUACGAUGCAAUCUCUCAACACAAGAUCACAUGAUCUAGGUCCGCAAGAACGAAGAGCGUGCAAUGCCAGUUGUCUGA